GCAGGGUGGGGCCCUCCGCGGCCCCCGGAGGGAAGCUGAGGGACGGCCGCGCUCUGAGUCAAGGGCCGCCGUCGCUCGAGCUCCGGAGCGAAAUGGUCGCCCGGGCCCAGGCCCAGGUCCAGGUCCAGGCCGCGGGGCCGCCGCGUGUCCCGUGAAGGGUCGGGCCGGGCCGGGCGGGAGCCACGCGGGGGAGAAGCAGCAGCAGCUGGGGUGCCGGCGAGCAGGAGACGGAGACACCUGUGGCCUCCCACCCCCGACGACGGCCCCUCUCCGGUCUGCAAUCCAGGCCAAUGUGCAAUACCAACAUGUCUGUGUCUACUGACGGUGCUGUAAGCACCUCACAGAUUCCAGCUUCGGAACAAGAGACUCUGGUGAGACCGAAACCAUUGCUUUUGAAGUUGUUACAGUCUGUCGGUGCCCAAAAGGAUAUUUAUACUAUGAAAGAGAUUAUAUUUUAUCUUGGCCAGUAUAUUAUGACUAAACGAUUAUAUGAUGAGAAGCAGCAACAUAUUGUGUAUUGUUCAAAUGAUCUUCUAGGAGAUUUGUUUGGAGUGCCGAGCUUCUCUGUGAAAGAGCACAGGAAAAUAUAUACAAUGAUCUACAGAAACUUGGUGGUUGUAAGUCAGCAAGAGCCUGCAGACUCCGGCACAUCCAUGAGUGAGAGCAGGUGUCAACCUGAAGGUGGCAGUGAUCGGAAGGACCCUGUGCAGGAGCCACCAGAAGAGAAGCCUUCCUCUUCAGAUCCAGUUUCCAGACCGUCUACCUCAUCCAGAAGGAGAGCAGUUAGUGAGACAGAAGAAAACGCAGAUGAACUACCUGGUGAGCGACAGAGGAAGCGCCACAGGUCCCUCUCCUUUGAUGAAAGCCUGGCUCUGUGUGUGUUACGGGAGAUAUGCUGUGAAAGAAGCAGCAGCAGUGAGUCCACAGAGACCCCCUCAAACCAGGACCUUGAUGAUGGUGUAAGUGAACAUUCAGGUGAUUGGUUGGAUCAGGAUUCGGGUUCCGAUCAAUUUAGUGUAGAAUUUGAAGUUGAGUCUCUUGACUCAGAAGAUUACAGCCUGAGUGAAGAAGGGCAUGAGCUCUCAGAUGAGGAUGAUGAGGGCCAUGUAUAG
Molecule: messenger RNA, 1112 nt
Organism: Peromyscus maniculatus bairdii (prairie deer mouse)
Lineage: Eukaryota; Metazoa; Chordata; Mammalia; Rodentia; Cricetidae
Source: RefSeq, a predicted model, not a curated record